AUGUCGCGCGCCAUGGCAGCGUCGCUGGUGCUUCCAGACAGCAAAUACAGCGACAUGACGAUCUUGUGCGAGAAUCACAGCUGGGACGUUCACGCAGUCAUCGUAUGCCCGCAAUCCGGCGUACUCGAGGAAGCUUGGGACUCCGACCACACGGCUUUCUACUCGAAGCAGAACCCAGAAGUCCUACAAGCAGCCAUCGAAUUCUUCUACAGCGAAGACUAUCGGGAGGCCACUGGCGGCAAGGCAGCAACAUCGACUUGUUCUGUCGUGUUCCACGCGCGCGUUUACGAUGUCGCCGAGUAUUUGCAAGCUCCGAGUCUUAUGAUCAUGGCGGCAGGAAAGUUCCAAAAGGCAUGCGAAGACCUCUGGGCCAGUGAUGGAUUCGCGCUCCUAGCCAAAGCGAUCUAUUGCGGAACGGAGUUGGACGGCCGGCUCUUCAAAAACGAUCACGAUGAGCUUCACAUUCGCUUCCUGACGGUCGCCAAAGCCCACGCUGCAGAUCUGUUCCGUUUCCAAGCCGUGGGCAGGGAGUUCAGAGACACACUUCGUCGUAUUCCAGCUCUUCAUACUCUUAGCUUCGAGCUUGCAGAAGCCCUGGCCAGUCAAUUGAGGUUGGCUGACAAGCGAUGCGCCGCAAUCGGUCUGGCCGAAGCUGAAGCCGAGCUGGUGAUGACAGAUGUUUCGUGA
Cercospora beticola is the source of this 687-nucleotide messenger RNA. RefSeq lists its product as uncharacterized. The record is from RefSeq and is a predicted model, not a curated record. NCBI's taxonomy places the organism in Eukaryota, Fungi, Ascomycota, Dothideomycetes, Mycosphaerellales, Mycosphaerellaceae.